Messenger RNA from Microplitis mediator, 1320 nucleotides. RefSeq names its product putative ankyrin repeat protein RF_0381. The record is from RefSeq and is a predicted model, not a curated record. Gene Ontology annotation, cellular component: cytoplasm. Gene Ontology annotation, molecular function: protein binding. The coding region runs from base 1 to 1320 and encodes 439 amino acids. Lineage: Eukaryota; Metazoa; Arthropoda; Insecta; Hymenoptera; Braconidae. The transcript has a single exon.
AUGGAAAUAAUCAGUUUGAGGCUUCAUAACAACAAAUACGUUAACGACUUGAUCGACCAAGAAGACGUCGAAGAUAUCAAUGCAGUGUAUCCAGUCAUGGGUGGUUUUACGCUGCUUCAUAUAGCAGCUUUCAUAAAUCAUCAAAGAUUGGUGGUUGAUCUGCUCCGCCAAAAAGCUGAUGUGAAUUUAAAAAGUCGAUACUGGGGUACAGCUCUUCAUAUUGCUAUUAUAAUGGAGAACCUGGUUAUAAUUGAAAGUCUAAUCAACUAUGGAGCAGACGUUAAUACUCAACUAAUUGCUGACUCUGGUUUGAUCCAUUUCCGGUAUGGUGAUUGGCAAAAUGAUGAAGAAGUUCCUGAGUUUUUAUCAAAAGGAGAAAAUGUUGUGAGUAAGAUGUUGAAAACUUAUGAUUUUUGUUUUGGCAAAUCACCGUUACAAAUCGCUGUUGAUCGAGGAAAUGAAAAAAUGGUAGAGUUACUUUUGGAAAAUAAUGCUGAUCCGAACCUGAAUACUUAUAAUUUUGAAACACCACUAGUCUGUGCUAUUAAUAAAGGAAAUUUGUCAAUCAUAAAGCUUCUUCUGGCAUACGGUGCGGAUGUUAAUAGUGUAACUGGUUAUUCAGAAGAAAGUGCUCUACAUAUUGCUGUCCACUCCGGAAACCGAGAAGCAGUAGAAUUGAUUUUAAACCAUAGUAUGGUUGAUGUAAAUAUAGUGACAGUGUUUAACCAGUCAGCACUUCAUUACGCAUUUAUCGCGCCCGACGAUAAUAUCAUAAGACAACUUCUUGAUGCUGGUGUUGAUAUCAAUAUAAAAAACAAAAAGUGUCAAACAGCAUUUGCUUCAAGACUUAUUUAUUCACAAAAAGUUAAAGACACGAUUGCUGAACAUAUUGCUAAACUCAGUGCGGCGGAUUUUAAUGUUGGUAAACAAAAUUUAGCAGUCGUCGAUAUUAGCAGUGAAAAAUUUUGUGAAUUGCGUGAUCGGUGCCUAAGUGAAAUUGGAGAAAUGAAGAAAACAUUUAUUGGGACGAGUAAUGUUACAUUUUAUAAUGUUUUAUGUAAUAAAUGUGAACACAAAUUAGCUUUAAGUUUAAAGCAUGUGAGUGAUAGUACGAUUUUAAAUUUUAACAUUCAAUCUCUUUUUCCACUAUACGGUGGAAUGAUUACGUAUCGUUUAAGAAAAGCAUUAGGACGGAAAAAAUUGUUAUCCAAUGCUAUUAGUUUAACUGAUGAUAUUUUCGAUGCAGUCCAACUUCCAAAUACUUUUACGAGGGGUAUUUUAAAGUUAUUAACUAAUAGAGAUUUGGAAAAAUUACAAUGA